Fraxinus pennsylvanica is the source of this 957-nucleotide messenger RNA. The record is from the annotation of a GenBank genome assembly. NCBI's taxonomy places the organism in Eukaryota, Viridiplantae, Streptophyta, Magnoliopsida, Lamiales, Oleaceae.
AUGAUUCGGGGAAGAUUAUUAAAAUGGGAUGUUGAGCUCAACCAGUUUGACAUAACGCACACGCACCGGACAGCAAUCAAGGGCCAAGCUCUGGCUAAUUUUGUUGUAGAGUUCGCUAAGGCUCCUAAAAUUGAAGUGAACAUGGAGCCGACAAAGCUCCCUACGUGGAACCUCUUUGUUGACGGCUCCUCAGGAGAGACGGGCUCUGAAGCUGGUGUCGUGUUGGAAAUCCUAGAGGGGCACAAGCUUAACUGCGCCGUAAGGCUCGGAUUCAAGGCCUCCAAUAACAUGGCUGAAUAUGAGGCUCUCAUGGCUGGACUUCGAUUAGCCAAAGAGUUGCAAAUGAAAAGGUUUAUUAUCAUCAGUGAUUCACAGUUGGUGGUAAAUCAAGUUAAUGGCAGGUUCGUGGCCAGGGACAAGCUUAUGGCAGCCUAUUUGAAGUUGCUCAUGAACUCCAUACCUAAAUUCGAGAAGUUUGAGCUCAUCCAAGUGCCACGCCAAGAAAACUCCUAUGCGGAUGCUUUAUCAAAGUUGGUCAGCAGCAAAGAUUCAAACUUGCUCAAAGUAGUACUAAUUGAGCACCUGGCUGAACCUUCCAUCAAAUGCAUAGGGGGAGAAGAAGCAAAUUAUAUCCUUAAAGAAGUAUAUGAAGGCAUUUGUGCGAAUCACUCCGGUGGACUUGCCUUGGCGCACAAGAGGCAGCUAUCUCAAGAUCUCACUGUUGUGUCCAGCCCGUGGCCGUUCGCCAAAUGGGGUGUAAACUUUAUUGGAGCGCUCUCUUCGCCAUAUUCACCAAAUGGGUGGAAGCAGAGCCUAUGGCCAAGUUUCUCUGGAAAAAACAUCAUAUGCCUGUUUGGCAUACCUCAUUCCUUGGUUUCUGACAAUAGCAAACAGUUCGACAACAGGAAGUUCCGGGAAUUGUGUGAUGAGCUCAGAAUCAGAAAGCAUUUCUCUUGA